Molecule: messenger RNA, 2379 nt
Organism: Trypanosoma theileri
Lineage: Eukaryota; Euglenozoa; Kinetoplastea; Trypanosomatida; Trypanosomatidae
Product: ATP-dependent RNA helicase
Exons: 1
Coding region: 1-2379 (792 amino acids)
Cellular component (GO): nucleus
Molecular function (GO): RNA helicase activity; RNA binding; ATP binding
Source: RefSeq, a predicted model, not a curated record
AUGAGUUUGUCUCAAACAGGAAAGAACGGCACCACCAGUGACAGUCCGGCUCGUGAAUUCAACAACGAUGAACACGGCGAAGCGCUGAACUGUGGUGGGGGCGCGUGGAGGGGCGGCCGCCGACGGGGUGGACGGGGCCGCAGCCACUACGAGCGGGACGGCGACUGGCGCCGCGACCCCGGCGAGGAGGUGAGCGGCGGGGGGGCUCCGCGGGGCCGCGGCGGGUAUCGCCCAGGCGGUCAAGGGCCCAGGCACUACGAUAAUAACAACAACAACCGCGACAGGCAGUGGUCGAACUGGCGCCGUGGUGGAAAUGAUGAGGAGGGCGGUUACAGCGGCGGAGGCGGGGGCUCGCGAGGCCGCGGUGGAUAUGGACCCAGACACUACGAUAAUAACAAUAAUAAUAAUAAUAACCGGGACAGGGAGUGGUCCAACUGGCGCCGUGGAGGAGAAGGAGAAGAGGGUGGUGAAGGAUACCCCAGGCGUGGACGUGGUGGUCGUGGACGCUUCUAUGAUGGUGACCGUGAAUCCGAAGGAAGGAAUCAACAACAACAAGAACAUACGGAUAAUACGGAAUCCCAAGCCGCUCAACCUUACUCAGAAGAACAAAAGCCAACACAGCGUGGACGUUUUGACGUGGAUUCCUAUGACAGACCACGAGGAAGGGGACGUGAUCGCCAACCACGUGGUAGGGGAGGUUAUACCAGGGAAAGUGAUGAUAUGAGACAAAACGAGCAGCAUCAACUACAGCAGCAACAACAAGAACAAGAGCAACAACAACAACAGCAACAGCAACAACAACAACCAGAAGAAGAACAAGAAGAGGCACCAGUGAAGGAAGAUCAUAUUUCUACUAACCCUAAUCGCACACAACGUGCACCUCAUUUGCGCAAGAACUGUCAUGAUGAAAAAGAAAUUGAACAACUUUUUGAACAUCAUCAUCAGCAGAAGGGUGUUUCCUUGGAUAAUUAUGCGAAUAUUCCUGUUGAUAUUGUUCCACGUGAUGUAGAACCUGUGGAGAGUUUUGAAGAUCUUUACGUUGAACCUGCUUUGGCCUUAAAUAUUGCAAAAUGUGGGUAUAAAAAGCCUACCCCAGUGCAACGAUAUGGCAUCCCAGUCUGUCUCAAUGGUGAUGAUCUAAUGGCAUGUGCUCAGACAGGUUCUGGAAAGACAGCCGCAUUCCUCGUCCCUGUUGUUCAUUAUAUCCUUAAACACGGUGUGUCACCCGCGCGUAACCGCGUUAGUUACCCUAUUGCUGUUAUUAUGGCUCCCACACGUGAAUUGGCGUUACAAAUUUAUGAUGAAGUUCGUAAGCUAACAUACCGUACAGAUAUCUUCUAUGAUGUGGUGUAUGGUGGAACACCAUAUCCAACACGAUUUGAGAAUGACAUUCUUGUCGCAUGCCCUGGUCGUCUAAAGGAUAUUUUUGAUCGCAGUAUUGUUUCCUUCAGUCGUGUAAAAUUCCUUGUAUUGGAUGAGGCCGAUCGUAUGCUGGAAAUGGGUUUUGAAGAGCAAAUUGAAUACCUUGUUGCAUCAAGGUAUACAGAUAUGCCACAAACCAAUUCUCGACAAACACUGAUGUUCAGCGCUACCUUUCCUCAACGUAUUUUGAACCUCGCCAAGCGUUACCUCCGACAGCAAUACUAUCUUCUUACAGUUGGUCGUGUUGGGUCAACAACGAAGAAUAUUACUCAAAGGAUUGAACGUGUUCAAGAAACAGAAAAGACAGAUAAGUUGUUUGAAAUCAUUUACCAACAAAAACAAACAGAUCUUGUCCUUAUUUUUGUUGAGACAAAACGUGCUGCUGAAGAUUUACAUUACGCAUUAAAAAGUGAAGGUAUUCCAAGUGCUACUAUUCAUGGUGACCGUAAACAGUUUGACCGUGAACGUGCACUACGUGAUUUUAAAGAAGGAAUUACACCUAUUCUGGUAGCCACAGAUGUCGCUUCACGUGGUCUUGAUAUCCCUAAUGUUGCGCAUGUUAUUCAGUAUGAUUUACCUAAAGAGAUGGAUGAUUACACCCACCGUAUUGGUCGUACUGGUCGUGCAGGUAACAAGGGUGUGGCUACCUCCUUUUACAACAAGAAUAACCGCAACCUUGCUCUUGAACUUUUUAACUAUUUGAAGGAGCACGAACAGGAUAUUCCUGUCUGGCUUGAGGAGGAACGAGAAAUCGUUGAGGGUGACCGCUUCCUAGGCAUGAACCGUACACGCGGCGGCAGGAGAGGAGGUGGUGGUUUUGGAGAAAGCAGCAGCAACACCCGUGCGGCUCCAAUUCUGCAGAACUCCACUUGGGGCGAGUCGGUGCCUUCACGUGGCCGUGCACGUGGAACUGGGCGCCAACAGGGAUACAGCGGUGUGGAUGAUGGAGGCUUUUAA